AUGGGGGCAUGGCAACAAGGGGGCAUGGCAACAAGGGGGCAUGGCAACAAGGGGGCAUGGCAACAAGGGGGCAUGGCAACAAGGGGGCAUGGCAACAAGGGGGCAUGGCAACAAGGGGGCAUGGGCAACAAGGGGGCAUGGCAACAAGGGGGCAUGGCAACAAGGGGGCAUGGCAACAAGGGGGCAUGGGCAACAAGGGGGCAUGGCAACAAGGGGGCAUGGCAACAAGGGGGCAUGGCAACAAGGGGGCAUGGGCAACAAGGGGGCAUGGCAACAAGGGGGCAUGGGCAACAAGGGGGCAUGGCAACAAGGGGGCAUGGCAACAAGGGGGCAUGGGCAACAAGGGGGCAUGGCAACAAGGGGGCAUGGCAACAAGGGGGCAUGGCAACAAGGGGGCAUGGCAACAAGGGGGCAUGGGCAACAAGGGGGCAUGGCAACAAGGGGGCAUGGCAACAAGGGGGCAUGGGCAACAAGGGGGCAUGGCAACAAGGGGGCAUGGCAACAAGGGGGCAUGGCAACAAGGGGGCAUGGGCAACAAGGGGGCAUGGCAACAAGGGGGCAUGGGCAACAAGGGGGCAUGGCAACAAGGGGGCAUGGCAACAAGGGGGCAUGGCAACAAGGGGGCAUGGGCAACAAGGGGGCAUGGCAACAAGGGGGCAUGGGCAACAAGGGGGCAUGGCAACAAGGGGGCAUGGCAACAAGGGGGCAUGGCAACAAGGGGGCAUGGCAACAAGGGGGCAUGGCAACAAGGGGGCAUGGCAACAAGGGGGCAUGGCAACAAGGGGGCAUGGCAACAAGGGGGCAUGGGCAACAAGGGGGCAUGGCAACAAGGGGGCAUGGCAACAAGGGGGCAUGGCAACAAGGGGGCAUGGCAACAAGGGGGCAUGGCAACAAGGGGGCAUGGCAACAAGGGGGCAUGGCAACAAGGGGGCAUGGCAACAAGGGGGCAUGGCAACAAGGGGGCAUGGCAACAAGGGGGCAUGGGCAACAAGGGGGCAUGGCAACAAGGGGGCAUGGGCAACAAGGGGGCAUGGCAACAAUGGGGCAUGGCAACAAGGGGGCAUGGCAACAAGGGGGCAUGGCAACAAGGGGGCAUGGCAACAAGGGGGCAUGGCAACAAGGGGGCAUGGCAACAAGGGGGCAUGGCAACAAGGGGGCAUGGCAACAAGGGGGCAUGGGCAACAAGGGGGCAUGGCAACAAGGGGGCAUGGGCAACAAGGGGGCAUGGCAACAAGGGGGCAUGGCAACAAGGGGGCAUGGCAACAAGGGGGCAUGGCAACAAGGGGGCAUGGCAACAAGGGGGCAUGGCAACAAGGGGGCAUGGCAACAAGGGGGCAUGGCAACAAGGGGGCAUGGGCAACAAGGGGGCAUGGCAACAAGGGGGCAUGGCAACAAGGGGGCAUGGCAACAAGGGGGCAUGGCAACAAGGGGGCAUGGCAACAAGGGGGCAUGGCAACAAGGGGGCAUGGCAACAAGGGGGCAUGGCAACAAGGGGGCAUGGGCAACAAGGGGGCAUGGCAACAAGGGGGCAUGGGCAACAAGGGGGCAUGGCAACAAGGGGGCAUGGCAACAAGGGGGCAUGGGCAACAAGGGGGCAUGGCAACAAGGGGGCAUGGGCAACAAGGGGGCAUGGGCAACAAGGGGGCAUGGGCAACAAGGGGGCAUGGCAACAAGGGGGCAUGGCAACAAGGGGGCAUGGCAACAAGGGGGCAUGGCAACAAGGGGGCAUGGCAACAAGGGGGCAUGGCAACAAGGGGGCAUGGCAACAAGGGGGCAUGGCAACAAGGGGGCAUGGCAACAAGGGGGCAUGGCAACAAGGGGGCAUGGCAACAAGGGGGCAUGGCAACAAGGGGGCAUGGGCAACAAGGGGGCAUGGGCAACAAGGGGGCAUGGGCAACAAGGGGGCAUGGGCAACAAGGGGGCAUGGGCAACAAGGGGGCAUGGCAACAAGGGGGCAUGGCAACAAGGGGGCAUGGCAACAAGGGGGCAUGGCAACAAGGGGGCAUGGCAACAAGGGGGCAUGGGCAACAAGGGGGCAUGGCAACAAGGGGGCAUGGGCAACAAGGGGGCAUGGGCAACAAGGGGGCAUGGGCAACAAGGGGGCAUGGCAACAAGGGGGCAUGGCAACAAGGGGGCAUGGCAACAAGGGGGCAUGGCAACAAGGGGGCAUGGCAACAAGGGGGCAUGGGCAACAAGGGGGCAUGGCAACAAGGGGGCAUGGGCAACAAGGGGGCAUGGCAACAAGGGGGCAUGGCAACAAGGGGGCAUGGCAACAAGGGGGCAUGGGCAACAAGGGGGCAUGGCAACAAGGGGGCAUGGGCAACAAGGGGGCAUGGGCAACAAGGGGGCAUGGGCAACAAGGGGGCAUGGCAACAAGGGGGCAUGGCAACAAGGGGGCAUGGCAACAAGGGGGCAUGGCAACAAGGGGGCAUGGCAACAAGGGGGCAUGGCAACAAGGGGGCAUGGGCAACAAGGGGGCAUGGGCAACAAGGGGGCAUGGCAACAAGGGGGCAUGGGCAACAAGGGGGCAUGGGCAACAAGGGGGCAUGGGCAACAAGGGGGCAUGGGCAACAAGGGGGCAUGGGCAACAAGGGGGCAUGGGCAACAAGGGGGCAUGGGCAACAAGGGGGCAUGGCAACAAGGGGGCAUGGGCAACAAGGGGGCAUGGGCAACAAGGGGGCAUGGGCAACAAGGGGGCAUGGCAACAAGGGGGCAUGGCAACAAGGGGGCAUGGCAACAAGGGGGCAUGGCAACAAGGGGGCAUGGCAACAAGGGGGCAUGGCAACAAGGGGGCAUGGCAACAAGGGGGUAUGGCAACAAGGGGGCAUGGCAACAAGGGGGCAUGGCAACAAGGGGGCAUGGCAACAAGGGGGCAUGGGCAACAAGGGGGCAUGGCAACAAGGGGGCAUGGGCAACAAGUGGGCAUGGGCAACAAGGGGGCAUGGGCAACAAGGGGGCAUGGGCAACAAGGGGGCAUGGCAACAAGGGGGCAUGGCAACAAGGGGGCAUGGCAACAAGGGGGCAUGGCAACAAGGGGGCAUGGCAACAAGGGGGCAUGGGCAACAAGGGGGCAUGGCAACAAGGGGGCAUGGGCAACAAGGGGGCAUGGGCAACAAGGGGGCAUGGGCAACAAGGGGGCAUGGCAACAAGGGGGCAUGGCAACAAGGGGGCAUGGCAACAAGGGGGCAUGGCAACAAGGGGGCAUGGCAACAAGGGGGCAUGGGCAACAAGGGGGCAUGGCAACAAGGGGGCAUGGGCAACAAGGGGGCAUGGCAACAAGGGGGCAUGGCAACAAGGGGGCAUGGCAACAAGGGGGCAUGGGCAACAAGGGGGCAUGGCAACAAGGGGGCAUGGGCAACAAGGGGGCAUGGGCAACAAGGGGGCAUGGCAACAAGGGGGCAUGGCAACAAGGGGGCAUGGCAACAAGGGGGCAUGGGCAACAAGGGGGCAUGGCAACAAGGGGGCAUGGGCAACAAGGGGGCAUGGCAACAAGGGGGCAUGGCAACAAGGGGGCAUGGGCAACAAGGGGGCAUGGCAACAAGGGGGCAUGGCAACAAGGGGGCAUGGCAACAAGGGGGCAUGGCAACAAGGGGGCAUGGCAACAAGGGGGCAUGGCAACAAGGGGGCAUGGCAACAAGGGGGCAUGGCAACAAGGGGGCAUGGCAACAAGGGGGCAUGGCAACAAGGGGGCAUGGCAACAAGGGGGCAUGGCAACAAGGGGGCAUGGCAACAAGGGGGCAUGGCAACAAGGGGGCAUGGCAACAAGGGGGUAUGGCAACAAGGGGGCAUGGCAACAAGGGGGCAUGGCAACAAGGGGGCAUGGCAACAAGGGGGCAUGGGCAACAAGGGGGCAUGGCAACAAGGGGGCAUGGGCAACAAGUGGGCAUGGGCAACAAGGGGGCAUGGGCAACAAGGGGGCAUGGGCAACAAGGGGGCAUGGCAACAAGGGGGCAUGGCAACAAGGGGGCAUGGCAACAAGGGGGCAUGGCAACAAGGGGGCAUGGCAACAAGGGGGCAUGGGCAACAAGGGGGCAUGGCAACAAGGGGGCAUGGGCAACAAGGGGGCAUGGGCAACAAGGGGGCAUGGGCAACAAGGGGGCAUGGCAACAAGGGGGCAUGGCAACAAGGGGGCAUGGCAACAAGGGGGCAUGGCAACAAGGGGGCAUGGCAACAAGGGGGCAUGGGCAACAAGGGGGCAUGGCAACAAGGGGGCAUGGGCAACAAGGGGGCAUGGCAACAAGGGGGCAUGGCAACAAGGGGGCAUGGCAACAAGGGGGCAUGGGCAACAAGGGGGCAUGGCAACAAGGGGGCAUGGGCAACAAGGGGGCAUGGGCAACAAGGGGGCAUGGCAACAAGGGGGCAUGGCAACAAGGGGGCAUGGCAACAAGGGGGCAUGGGCAACAAGGGGGCAUGGCAACAAGGGGGCAUGGGCAACAAGGGGGCAUGGCAACAAGGGGGCAUGGCAACAAGGGGGCAUGGGCAACAAGGGGGCAUGGCAACAAGGGGGCAUGGCAACAAGGGGGCAUGGCAACAAGGGGGCAUGGCAACAAGGGGGCAUGGCAACAAGGGGGCAUGGCAACAAGGGGGCAUGGGCAACAAGGGGGCAUGGCAACAAGGGGGCAUGGGCAACAAGGGGGCAUGGGCAACAAGGGGGCAUGGCAACAAGGGGGCAUGGGCAACAAGGGGGCAUGGGCAACAAGGGGGCAUGGGCAACAAGGGGGCAUGGGCAACAAGGGGGCAUGGCAACAAGGGGGCAUGGCAACAAGGGGGCAUGGCAACAAGGGGGCAUGGCAACAAGGGGGCAUGGCAACAAGGGGGCAUGGGCAACAAGGGGGCAUGGCAACAAGGGGGCAUGGGCAACAAGGGGGCAUGGGCAACAAGGGGGCAUGGGCAACAAGGGGGCAUGGCAACAAGGGGGCAUGGCAACAAGGGGGCAUGGCAACAAGGGGGCAUGGCAACAAGGGGGCAUGGCAACAAGGGGGCAUGGGCAACAAGGGGGCAUGGCAACAAGGGGGCAUGGGCAACAAGGGGGCAUGGCAACAAGGGGGCAUGGCAACAAGGGGGCAUGGCAACAAGGGGGCAUGGGCAACAAGGGGGCAUGGCAACAAGGGGGCAUGGGCAACAAGGGGGCAUGGGCAACAAGGGGGCAUGGGCAACAAGGGGGCAUGGCAACAAGGGGGCAUGGCAACAAGGGGGCAUGGCAACAAGGGGGCAUGGCAACAAGGGGGCAUGGCAACAAGGGGGCAUGGCAACAAGGGGGCAUGGGCAACAAGGGGGCAUGGGCAACAAGGGGGCAUGGCAACAAGGGGGCAUGGGCAACAAGGGGGCAUGGGCAACAAGGGGGCAUGGGCAACAAGGGGGCAUGGGCAACAAGGGGGCAUGGGCAACAAGGGGGCAUGGGCAACAAGGGGGCAUAGGCAACAAGGGGGCAUGGCAACAAGGGGGCAUGGGCAACAAGGGGGCAUGGGCAACAAGGGGGCAUGGGCAACAAGGGGGCAUGGCAACAAGGGGGCAUGGCAACAAGGGGGCAUGGCAACAAGGGGGCAUGGCAACAAGGGGGCAUGGCAACAAGGGGGCAUGGCAACAAGGGGGCAUGGCAACAAGGGGGCAUGGCAACAAGGGGGCAUGGCAACAAGGGGGCAUGGCAACAAGGGGGCAUGGCAACAAGGGGGCAUGGGCAACAAGGGGGCAUGGCAACAAGGGGGCAUGGGCAACAAGGGGGCAUGGGCAACAAGGGGGCAUGGGCAACAAGGGGGCAUGGGCAACAAGGGGGCAUGGCAACAAGGGGGCAUGGCAACAAGGGGGCAUGGCAACAAGGGGGCAUGGCAACAAGGGGGCAUGGCAACAAGGGGGCAUGGGCAACAAGGGGGCAUGGCAACAAGGGGGCAUGGGCAACAAGGGGGCAUGGGCAACAAGGGGGCAUGGGCAACAAGGGGGCAUGGCAACAAGGGGGCAUGGCAACAAGGGGGCAUGGCAACAAGGGGGCAUGGCAACAAGGGGGCAUGGCAACAAGGGGGCAUGGGCAACAAGGGGGCAUGGCAACAAGGGGGCAUGGGCAACAAGGGGGCAUGGCAACAAGGGGGCAUGGCAACAAGGGGGCAUGGCAACAAGGGGGCAUGGGCAACAAGGGGGCAUGGCAACAAGGGGGCAUGGGCAACAAGGGGGCAUGGGCAACAAGGGGGCAUGGGCAACAAGGGGGCAUGGCAACAAGGGGGCAUGGCAACAAGGGGGCAUGGCAACAAGGGGGCAUGGCAACAAGGGGGCAUGGCAACAAGGGGGCAUGGCAACAAGGGGGCAUGGGCAACAAGGGGGCAUGGGCAAGAAGGGGGCAUGGCAACAAGGGGGCAUGGGCAACAAGGGGGCAUGGGCAACAAGGGGGCAUGGGCAACAAGGGGGCAUGGGCAACAAGGGGGCAUGGGCAACAAGGGGGCAUGGGCAACAAGGGGGCAUGGGCAACAAGGGGGCAUGGGCAACAAGGGGGCAUGGGCAACAAGGGGGCAUGGGCAACAAGGGGGCAUGGGCAACAAGGGGGCAUGGGCAACAAGGGGGCAUGGGCAACAAGGGGGCAUGGGCAACAAGGGGGCAUGGGCAACAAGGGGGCAUGGGCAACAAGGGGGCAUGGGCAACAAGGGGGCAUGGGCAACAAGGGGGCAUGGGCAACAAGGGGGCAUGGGCAACAAGGGGGCAUGGGCAACAAGGGGGCAUGGGCAACAAGGGGGCAUGGGCAACAAGGGGGCAUGGGCAACAAGGGGGCAUGGGCAACAAGGGGGCAUGGGCAACAAGGGGGCAUGGGCAACAAGGGGGCAUGGGCAACAAGGGGGCAUGGGCAACAAGGGGGCAUGGCAACAAGGGGUCAUGGCAACAAGGGGGCAUGGCAACAAGGGAGCAUGGCAACAAGGGGGCAUGGCAACAAGGGGGCAUGGCAACAAGGGGGCAUGGCAACAAGGGGGCAUGGCAACAAGGGGGCAUGGCAACAAGGGGGCAUGGCAACAAGGGGGCAUGGCAACAAGGGGGCAUGUGCAGCAGUCCACUCAUCCCUCACCUGCCUCCCCAGAGUGUGCAGGUGCAAAAAGGACCCGAUGA
This is a messenger RNA of Closterium sp. Naga37s-1, 7083 nucleotides long. The record is from the annotation of a GenBank genome assembly. NCBI's taxonomy places the organism in Eukaryota, Viridiplantae, Streptophyta, Zygnematophyceae, Desmidiales, Closteriaceae.